AUGAUAGCGGGGCCUCUGAACAGCAAGAACAGCAGCAGCAGCAACCAACCUGCAACAGCGACAGCAGCAGCAGCAGCAGCAGCAGCAGCAGCAGCAGCAACGACAGCAGCGUGGAAGAGACAGAGUCGCUGUCUUCUCCCCAGCAGCCUAAAGGGGCUUCUGCACAGGAGACGCCUCAGAGAACAGCAGCAGCCGCAACCAACCUGCAACAGCGACAGCAGCAGCAGCAGCAGCAGCAGCAGCAGCAGCAACGACAGCAGUGUGGAAGAGACAGAGUCGCUGUCUUCUCCCCAGCAGCCUAAAGGGGCUUCUGCACAGGAGACGCCUCAGCAGCAGCAGAAAGAGUCCGAGGAGAGUCCAGGUGUACAGCGGGAGUCGCAGCCAGCGCAGCAGCAAGAGCAGCAGCAGCAGCAGCAGCAGCAACAGCAACAGCAACAGAAAGAGCAGCAGCAGCAGGAGCAGCAGCAGCAGCAACGGCGGCGACACCAGGAGCUGGCGCUAGGCUGUUUGCAGUCAGGCCGAACUGAGCGCAGCCGCAGCAGCAGUCCAUACACCUUCCGGCCGAGGGAAGGGGGAGGAGCAGCAGCAGCAGCAGCAGCAGAAGCUUCGGCAGCAGCAGCAGCAGCAGAGCCAGCCUCAGAAGCAGCAAGUGACGCUGCAGCAGAUGACGAUGCAGGCAGCAGGCGGCAGCAGCAGCAGCAGCAGGAGGAGGAGGAGGAUGACGAUGAAGUUCCCGGCGACGGAGCGCCCAAGGCGGUGCUGCAGCGCCUCAGAGACAAACCCGGUCAGGAGCGGCAGCAGCAGCAGCAGCAGCAGCAGCAACAGCAGCAGCAACAGCAGCAGCUUGAGGAGCAGCAAGAGGGAAGCGAAGAGGGCCCCGAGACAGCAGAAGGGGGCCCCCCAGAGGCCCACAGGGAUCCAGCGUACAUACACCCCGCAGGCUACUACUGGCCUCAUAUGCCGCAUGCAGCAGCUGAGAACCCGGCGCAGCAGCGGCAGUGGCGGCAGCAGCAGCAGCUGUGGCAGCAGCAGCUGUGGCAGCAGCAGCCCUGGCAGCACCCCUACUGGCAGCAGCAGCAGCAAGAAGUGCUGCGCAGACACCAAUGGCAGCAGCAGCACCAGCAGCAGCAGCAGGACUCCGAGCAGCAGAGGCCGCUGGGUGCAGCAGCAGCAGCAUCGGGUACCCCUGAGGGGGGCUACGAGAACAGUCAGCAUGCAGCAGCAGCAGCAGCUGCUGCUGCUGCUGCUCACCGCCAGAUGCAGCACCACUUUUAUUUGCAGCAACUGCACUACUACCAGCAGCAGCAGCUUCGCAUGACAGGCCAGCUGCCGAGGGGCUCAGAAGACGCAGCAGCAGCAGCAGCAGCAGCAGCAGCAGCAACAGGUCUUUUGGGGUUUCCGCCGUUUCUCCCCUAUUGGAUGCUACACCCUGCCUUCGUACACAUGCACGGGGACCUGCCGCUGCUGCAGCAGCAGCAGCAGGAGUACUUGCGCACACAAGCCCACGAACAAGACCUGCAGCAGCGGCAGCAGCAGCAGCAGCAGCAGCAGCGCAGUGGCCGCAGGGGUGCGAAUGCCUUUGGGCAUCAGCAGGGCCACAGGGGAGGCCCGGGGCAGCAGCGGCCGCAUCUGUCUCCUGAGCGGGUCUCGGAAUCUCUAGCAGCUGCACCUCCUGCUGCUGCUUCUGCUGCUGCUGCUGCUGCUGCUGCUGCUGCUGCUGGCGCGGAUGGCUUUACAGCGCGAUCAGCCCCUGCAGCAGUCAGAACAGAAAUGAGGAGAGAGGCGGCUGUCUUCACCCCCAGCAGCAGCAGAUACCGCGCAGCUGUACACAGCAACUCGGAGGGGCUGCCAGACUCCCCUGCGCACUCGCAGCAGCAGCAGCAGCAGCAACAGCAGCAACAGCAGCAGCAGCAGCAGCAGGAACGACAGGUGCAAGCUGAAGGAGACACUGAAAAGGCAGAAACAGGCGCCCGUAGUGAGUCCUCCAAAUCCCCCAGCAUCCGCAGAAACAGAAGCCCGGACCUGCAGCAACAGCAGCAGCAGCAACAGCAGCAGCAGCAGCAGCAGCAGCAAGAUGAACAGCAACAGCAGCCUGAAGCGUGCACAGGGAAGACAGACUCCGCAGAGACACUUCCCGGAAACACGGAAGAGCAGAAGCAGCAGCAGCAACAGCAGCAGCAACAGGAGCAGCAGAAACGGGAGGAACAACAGCAGGAGGAGCAGCAGCACGAUAAACAGCAGGCGGGGCAGCAGAAGGAGCAUCCGGAACAAGAUGAACAGCAGCAACAGCAGCAGCAGCAGCGGCAAGGGCGCACCAAGAACAGCGACGGAGAAGGCGAGCAGGAGCAGCAGCAGCAGCGGCAGCAGCAGCAGCAGCAGCAGCGGCAAAGUGAAGACACAGGCGAACGAGAGAGGCGAACAACCCCCUCUCCGCCUACUCCAGGGACCCCACAGAAUGGGAGCCGCCGCGCGUAUGGGCAGCGAGAGCAGCAGCAGCAGCAGCAGCAGCAGCAGGAGCAGGAGCAGGAGCAGGAGCAAGAUGAACAGCAGCAACAGUGGUAUGCAGGCUCCUACGCGCAGCAGCAGCAGCUGCCACACCCCGCCGCUGCUCCGCAUCUGUACCCCCAUCUCUUCCAUCCCCGUAUGCUGCUGCAGCUGCAUCAGCAAGCAGCAGCAGCAGCAGCAGCAGCAGCAGCAGACCCGCAGAGCCCGAUGAACUACGUCCCCGGUAUGGUGCCUUCAGGGGCUGGCUGGCUGCCGGUGUCGCAGCCUGCUGGCUUUAUGCUGUAUCAGCAGCAGUUGCUGCAGCUGCAGCAGCAAGCUGCUGCUGCAGCAGAGCAGCAGACGAUGCAGUACCCUGCAGCUGGUGAGGAGAGGCGCAGUCCGCAGCAUCAGCAGCAGCAGCAGGGCCGCUGGCACCGGGGGAGCGGCGGGCAGCAGCAGCAGCAGCAACAGCAGCAGCAGCAGCAGCAGUGGGGCGGGCCUCCCUUCAUGGUGUGGGUGCCCGGGGUGGGCCUGACGCCGUGCGUCCCGGGGUAUAUGAGGGAGCAUCAGGAGCAGCUGCAGCAGCUGCAGCAGCUGCAGCAGCUGCAGCAGCAGGGGGGGGCAGAGCAGUGGAGCCCAGCAGAUGUUGCAGCAGCUGCGGCGGCGUGGGGCCAGCGCGGCUCUGUUCCGGCCUCUGGGGAGAACGCAGCAGCAGCAGCAGCAGCAGCAGCAGCAGCAGCAGCAGCAGACUUCGCAGCCUUCGGGUACCCUAGGUGGGACCGCGGGCGGAACCACCGGCGCAGCGAGAGAGAUGCAGAGUUCAGGAGCCACAGCGCGCUGCAGCAGCAGCAGCAGCAGCAGCAACAAGCGUAUGAACAGUAUAUGGCUGCUACUGGGGCUCUGGGCGCGUGGCAUUCGCAUUUUCUAUACGCGAGUCAGCAGCAGCAGCAGCAGCAGCAACAGCAGCAGCAGCAGAGUAGAAGAGCUUCAGGGCCCCAUGGGGAUGGGCGCCGCCUACGUGGGCUGCAGGAGCUGCAUCUGAGCAGCAUAGAAGCACAGCGGAUCCCUUCGCCCCCAAGCCAGCACCCUCAUCACCGCCAGCAACAGCAGCAGCAGCAGAGUAGAAGAGCUUCAGGGCCCCAUGGAGAUGGGCGCCGCCUCCGCGGGCUGCAGGAGCUGCACCUGAGCAGCAUAGAAGCACAGCGGAUCCCUUCGCCCCCAAGCCAGCACCCUCAUCACCGCCACUACUACCAGCAGCAGCAGCUGCUGCAGCAGCAACUGCAGCAGCAACACCAGCAGCUGCUCUAUGGGGCUUACGGCGCAUCCUCGCCAUACAUGAGCAACGCUGGGGCCCGGCGGCACGUGGAUGGGGCCGGGGCCUCUCCAGGGGCCUCGUCAGAAGAAGGCAGCAGCAGCGGCAGCAGCAGCAGCAGCAGCAGCAGCAGCAGGAGUGCAGCAGAUCGCAGUCCAGGCGGCGUUGCGGCAACAACACCGAAUACGCAGCAAAGGGGAGAUGGCCGUGCUGCAGAAGAGCAGCAAGAGCAGCAGCAGCAGCAGCAGGAACAACAGGAGGAAGGGCAGCAGCAGCUGCAGCUGCAGCAGCAAGGCAGCGGGGGCAGUAUUUCAUCGGAGCGAAGCAGCAUAGACAGCAGAGACGACGCCGCCGCUGCUGGUAUACAGGAGGGGGGUGGGGCCCGCAGCAGCAGCAGCAGCAGCGGCGCCUGGGCCCGUUCAGAGCAGCAGCAGCAGCUGCCGCCCCGCAAAGAAACAGCAGCAACGGCUACUCCCUCUACUGCUGCUGCUGCUGCUGCUGCUGCAAGACCUUUUGCGGGGACGCCGUGCUGCUCAGCAGCAGACGGAGAGGGAGGCAGAGGGCUCACGCGGGGCCGCUGCUUCAGCGACCUCGCCACCCACUGCCAGUACCCCCUCUCGCCUCAGGCAGCAGCAGCGGCAUCUGCUCAAGCCUCUCCUGCAGCAGCAGGCGCAGCAGCAGCAGCAGCAGUCAGGCAGCAGCAGCGGCAUCUGCUCAAGCCUCUCCUGCAGCAGCAGGCGCAGCAGCAGCAGCAGCAGCAGCAACAGCAGCGCAGGGAGGAUCUGCCGCAGCGGACUCGACAGCUGUGCCAGCUGCUGCUCCCGCGAGGUCGCGGCGCCGCGGGGCCGCUGGUUUUGAGUUCCUCAGCAGCAACAGCAGCAACAGCAGCAGCAGUUGCAGCAGCAGAAGCAGCUGACGCCUUGCUGCCGUCUGCGGGCCUCAGUGGCAAUGGGAGCAGCGGAGAGGAGGAUGGGGGCGGCGGCCGUUUGCGUGUCACCUGGAGGAUCCGCUCAGGAGACAGCAGCAGCAGCCCCAGCAGCAGCAACAGCAACAGCAACAGCAGCAGCAACAGCAGCAGCAGCAGCAACAGAAACCGCAGCAGCUGCUUGUCUCGGGGUGCAUUCAAUCUCAAGUCCUUCCUGGUGGCGACGACGCCGGCAGUUCAGGUGUCUCUACAGUCGGGCAGCUCUCUGUGCAGCAGCAGGAGCGCCAACAGCAGCAGCAGCAACAGCAGCGAUGGUGGCAGCAGCAGCAGCAGUGACAGCGGCAGCAGCAGCAGUAGCAACAGCAGCAGCAACAGCAACAACGCCAGCGGCAGCAGCGCCAGCAGGGAUUCGGGUUCGAUGCAAGCAGAGUCAGGCUGCGCGGAUGAUGCAUCUGCAGCAGCCUCAACACCAGCAGCAGCAGAAGCAUCCGCAGCAACAUCCCCCCCAGCAGCAGCAGCAACAGCAGCAACAGCAGCAACAGCAGCAGCAGCGGCAGCAGCAGCAGCAGGAUCUGUAUCAAGCGACAGCGACAAGAAGCUAAGCCGCGAGGGCUCUCUGAGUUUCCGCCUGAGCGACCUGUGGCUCUCCUUCGAUGACCCCAGCAUCUUCGGCCUGGAGGUCCCGCUGCUGGACGAGGAGCGGAGGCCCAUCUAUGUUGUCUACGUCCCCUACCUCUCCGCCUUGCACCUGUUCCCGCGUCGCAGCAGCAGCAGCAGCAGCAGCAGCAGCAGUGGCAGUGGCAGUGGCAGCAGCAGCAGUGGCAGUGGCAGCGGCAGCAGGGUGGUGCCAGGUGAGGGUUGUUCCCCGCGUAGCAGCGACAGUGCGAGCAUGGGUGGUAGCCCAGCCCAGGGGCCCCAAAGGGGGCCCCUGAGGGGGCCCCCAAGAGGGGGGGCCCCCGAGAGCGGGGGCUUUCGUUUUAUGGAGGUGCGGCUGCCGUACCAGCGGCGGCCGCUGUCGCAGCAGGUGACCCAGCUGCUGGAGGGGGUCGAGGUGGCGCAGACGCAGCAGCUCAAGCUGCUGCACUCAGACUCAAGAGAUCUAUCAGAUGACUCCUGGUUAUGCGUGUACUGGCAGGCGAUCCAGCGGGAGUUCUCUAAGGCGCCAGCCCCCUCCUUCUUGGUGUACUACCGCCUGCGGCUGACAUCGAAGCCGCAGCCGCCUCUCUCUUCAGCUGUCUGUACACUGCAGCAGCACAGCGCGGGGUCAUCGCCACACGCACACACAGAAACAGAACUUACACACACACGUGACACUCCAGCAACUGAACUGCAGCAGCAGCAGCAGCAGCAAGAGGAGCAGCAGCAGGAGGAGCAGCAGCAAGAGCAGCAGCAGCAGCAGGAGGAGCAGCAGCAGCAAGAGGAGCAGCAGCAGCAGGAGCAGCAGCCAGAAGAAGAGAAGUUUUUGGCUCUUGUUCGUUUCGCUGUGAUAGCUAGCAAAGGACACCAGGAGUGGAUUGCUGCAGGUAAAACAACACUCAACACAUUGCGGUGUAUCUGUAUUCAGGUGUAUAGGCAGCUCAUAUAA
Molecule: messenger RNA, 6306 nt
Organism: Eimeria mitis
Lineage: Eukaryota; Apicomplexa; Conoidasida; Eucoccidiorida; Eimeriidae
Biological process (GO): regulation of transcription by RNA polymerase II
Cellular component (GO): nucleus
Molecular function (GO): transcription cis-regulatory region binding
Source: RefSeq, a predicted model, not a curated record